Messenger RNA from Striga asiatica, 318 nucleotides. NCBI's taxonomy places the organism in Eukaryota, Viridiplantae, Streptophyta, Magnoliopsida, Lamiales, Orobanchaceae. The record is from the annotation of a GenBank genome assembly.
AUGAGGAGGACGGAAAAAAGGGCAGUGGGGAUCGUGCACCAGUUCCUGAGCCUGGUUGAGGUGGAGAAGAUCAGUCAUUUUAGGAAGUGGUUUGGGAUGGACUUGAACGAUCCUGUGUAUGAGGCCCAAAUGAAGCUUCUCAUUCUUGUUUUUAUGGAGCAUUGUGGGCUGGACAGAAAUGGCAGCAAGACGAGCGGGAGGACUGACCCUGAAGUAGCCGAUUUUAUGAGAGGCGCGGAUCGUGAAGCUCAAACGAAAGUCGCGAAAGCAAGAUGUUUCUUGGCCCAAGCCGUUCGUCGUCUGUUGAGGGAGGACUGA